Messenger RNA from Populus euphratica (Euphrates poplar), 1435 nucleotides. RefSeq names its product transcription factor bHLH106-like. Bases 108 to 830 code for a protein of 240 amino acids. Gene Ontology annotation, biological process: regulation of DNA-templated transcription. Gene Ontology annotation, molecular function: DNA-binding transcription factor activity; protein dimerization activity. The record is from RefSeq and is a predicted model, not a curated record. The transcript has 2 exons. Lineage: Eukaryota; Viridiplantae; Streptophyta; Magnoliopsida; Malpighiales; Salicaceae.
CAAACCCAAAACCACCGAAAGGCAUAGAGCCCUACACUAUUUUCAACACAAAAGAUUGAAAAUCUCCCCUCCCCUCCUCUUCUCUUAGAGCAAUCCAAAAACACAACAUGCAGCCUGAAAACUGCUCAGAGAAUUCACAGUUGUACCGCUUUCUUGCAGAGAAUGGAAUGAUUAACGUUGGAGCAUAUGGUUUCCCAGCCGCGAUGCAAACCUUGUGUACCUCAUCAGCCACCUCCUACCAUAACAAUAAUUACCACUUUGAAAGUUCUGUAAUCACAGAUAUGACAGCACAAGAUAGAGCUCUUGCUGCUUUGAAGAAUCACAAGGAAGCUGAGAAGAGAAGGAGAGAGAGGAUUAACUCUCAUCUUGAUAAGCUUAGAGGCCUCCUUCAUUGCAAUUCCAAGACAGACAAAGCUUCACUUCUAGCAAAGGUUGUUCAAAGAGUUAGAGAGCUGAAACAACAGACCUCAGAGCUUUCUGGACUUGAAACUUUCCCAUCAGAAACAGAUGAAGUCACUGUACUCUCUGGUGAAUAUUCAAGCGAUGGACAGCUAAUAUUUAAGGCAUCUCUUUGUUGUGAAGACCGGUUGGAUCUCAUGCCAGACCUAAAUGAGAUACUGAAAUCUCUACAUUUGAAGACAUUGAAAGCUGAAAUGGUAACACUAGGAGGAAGAAUUAGGAAUGUUCUUAUCAUUGCGGCUGACAAAGAUCAUAGUGUCGAGUCGGUCCAUUUCUUGCAGAAUGCAUUGAAAUCUUUGCUAGAACGCUCGAAUUCUAGCGAAAAAUCGAAAAGGCGAAGGAUAUUAAACCGAAAAUUAGUAAUCCAAUGAUGAUUAGUAUUAUUGUUUGUCGUAGUUAAUUUCCUUUUUAGUCUUCUCUUGUUCUUCUUCUUGUUUUUUUUUUAAUAUUAUUUUAGGUGUUACAGGCUUGUGCAAUCUGGUUAAUUUCUAUAGUUGUGGGGGUUUGUUUGUUUUAGUUUAAACCCAGAAAAGAAUGGAGGGCAAAAAAAAGGGAAAUGAAUUUGUGUGGUAGUUUGGAUAUUUUAUUUAACUGGUCUAGGGUUUUAGAUUAUUGUAAAUCUCCUGCAUGUGAUCUUAUCUUCCAUGUAAGGAGACAAAGCUGAAGAAUCAAAGAAUCUGUAAUGAAGAUGGUGAAGGAGCCGAAAUCUUUUUACGUGAUGUAUGAUUAUGGUAUCUGUAAAAGCGAAUAUUUAUGUGAGUUUCCAAGCAGAAAUUGAAGACUUUUUGCCUGCGUGUACGUACUACGUAGAUUUCAUUUGAUUAUCUUCUCUAUGAUAUUUGGCUGUAAAAGGCAUUUCCAUAUCUGCUUUUAUCCAAUUGAUGUGUAGUACUAGAGUUCCAUUAUUGAGCAUUUUGUCUGUAAUGUACACUGAUUUUAAAGAAAGCAAGAGAAGGGAAAGAUUCUGAAGUUAAUG